UUAAUUUAUCCUCAUCCGAGAUUUGCGCUACUCAUAAUUAAAUUGACUUCAUAUUUAUUAUUUAUAUAUUUAUUUAAAUUAACAAAUUAUAAUUAUAUAGGCGAAAUAAAAAUAGAAAUGCUAUUAUAAUUUAUCGUUUCUACAUAAGAAUAACUCAUUUUUAUGUAUAUUUAAUCUCAAAAACUAAAAAAUAUACUGACAAUUAUUUUGACAGAAUUGUCAGAUAUUUAAAAUUUUCAAAACAAUAGCAAUUGGUGGAUUAAUAUAUUAUGACGUAUGGUGAAUUUCAUUUUUUUGCAGUGUUCUCGCUACCUAUAAUAGAUAUGAAAUAUACUCGUUUGUAGUUUGUGCGUAGAUAAGCUAAUAUCUGUGGGUGUAGAAAAAUUUUUUUUUAAAUCGGUUUGAAAGAGUUUUACCUAAAAAACAUUUGUAAAUAGCAUGGACUAACUCCAUGAAGAAUUUAACCUUAUUUUAUGGUUUUAAAUUUUGGAAAUAUUUUAAUAUAAAGAUGUUGAAAAGCUGGUCUGAACUAGAGCAUUUACUCCACGAAGAAAUAAAAAAUGGUAUUAAAUCUUUCAAUUUUCCAACAAUGACACCAAUUCAGGCCUACACCAUACCACAAUUGUUAAAGAAAAAAGAUGUAGCAGCAGAGGCAGUUACAGGAUCUGGAAAAACUCUAGCAUUUUUAAUACCAAUUUUGCAAAUAUUGAAACAACGAGAAGUUGAAGAGAAGUGGGAAAAACAUCAAAUUGGAGCUGUAGUUGUCUCUCCCACAAGGGAAUUAGCCUUACAAACUAAAGACGUUCUAGACAGACUCUUAGCUCAUGUAAAAAAUGUAACACAAAUAUUGUUGGUGGGUGGCAACAGCGUAGAAGAAGAUGUUAAUAAUUUAAAAUCUAAUGGUGGCAAUAUAAUAAUUUGCACUCCAGGUAGAUUAGAAGAUUUGUUAACACGAAAAUAUGAUUUAAAUCUUGCAAAAUCAUUAAAGAGUUUGGAAGUGCUUAUACUCGAUGAAGCAGACAGGUUGUUAGAUUUAGGUUUUCAAAAAACACUGGAUACCAUUUUGAGUUAUUUACCAAGACAAAGGAGAACAGGUCUAUUUUCAGCUACACAAACUAAAGAAGUUCAAAGUUUAAUUCGAGCUGGUUUAAGAAAUCCUGUUUUAGUUAGUGUGACAGCUAAAGCCACGCAUAGUACACCAGAGUUGUUAACUAAUUACUACACAGUAACAAGAAAUAAUGGAAAAUUGGCUUCUUUAAUAUCCUUCAUUGAAGCUAAAAAUGUACAAAAAGCUUUACUAUUUUUGCCCACUUGUGCUGUCGUUGAUUAUUGGUCACAUAUUUUCCCUCAUAUUGUCCCUAAAAAGUUAAACUUGCCAGUUUUGGCUAUACAUGGGAAAAUGAAAGAGAAAAGGCAGAAAGUUUUGGAUAAAUUCAGGACAGCUGAGAAAGCAUUACUGCUGUGUACGGAUGUAUUAGCAAGAGGUAUUGACAUACCACAAGUAGACUGGGUGCUACAAUGGGACCCUCCUGCGAGUGCUAGUGCCUUUGUUCACAGAGUUGGCAGAACAGCUCGACAAGGACAGCUAGGGUCUGCUCUUUUACUCUUAUUGGAAAAUGAGGAGGCAUAUGUUUCAUUUAUAGAAAAUAACCAAAGAGUAAAACUAAUCCCAACAGAAGAUCUGGCAUCUGACAAAAGGCCUGAAAUUAUAAGAGAGCAAAUUCGAAAUAUAUUAAAAAGAGAUAGGGCUAUAAUGGAAAAGGCUACACAAGCUUUUGUGUCUCAUAUUCAAGCUUACUCUAAACAUGAAUGUUCUUUAUUGUUAAAAGUUAAGGAAUUGCCUUUGGGGGCUGUUGCAGCUUCUUAUGGAUUACUUCAGCUACCAAAAAUGCCUGAAUUGAAAAACAGAGACACUUCAGAUUUUCCAGAAGUGCCAGUAUUGGAUAUAAAUACCAUACCCUAUAAGGAUAAAGUAAGAGAAGUGAUAAGGCUACAGAAGUUAGAAGAGUAUAAAGUAACAGGCAAAUGGCCAGGACGCAAACAAAAGUUCAUCAAGAAACCCACAGAAUCAUGGUCGCUAACGAAACUUAAAAAAGAAGAAAAAAAAGGCAAACGCCAGAAAAGGAAAGAGAAAAAAGCAAAAUUGGCGGCACUGGGAGAAAUAAAAAAGAAGAAAAGAAAACGUAUAAGUGAAGAAGACCUGGAAGAACUGAAAAAAGAUGUAGCAUUACUAAAGAAACUGAAGAAAAAGAAAAUAUCUGAUGAAGAGUAUGAAAAGGAAAUAGGUUUAGCUUAAAACAAUUGUUAAAAUUUUUUGUGUAAAUAUUUAUUUUUUUAUACAAAUAAAUCUGGUUAAAUAAAAACAUAAAAAGCGCGCAGUUAUAUUACUUAAAAUAUGAUAUUAAAAUCUAUAAAAAACAAUAUUAAGUAUUGAAUGAUAAAAAAACCAAAAACUAACAAACAGUUUAAGAAUAUCUAUUGCUGCGUGUUUCCCCACAUUCGUAAUGCAGUCAAGGCAGCGUUAAAUUUCGUACACCAUUGUACUCUUUCUGGUUUUGUGUCAGCUGACAGUAAAUGCCUAAAAAAUAAUGUAAUUUAUUUUAAUAAACAUGACUCUUUAAAAAAAUGGCUAAAAUUGACCAGGGUACUAGAAUAAUCUGCUAGGGUGGCAAAAUCGUCCAAAUCACAGUUUAUUUCAAAAUGAAACAAGUGAAAAAUACAAUUAGAGUCUAAUUUUCUAAAGAAUAUAUUCAUAACCAUUUUUCACUUAAAAAUGCAAACAAAACAUAAUGGCCUACACGUGACUAUGGGAUAAUCCUCUAAUAAUUAUAUUAUAUGAUACAUUAUAUUAAAAUAUAUGGCUCUAUAAUUUACCAGGAUAUUUAAAAUUCGUCAGUUAAUUUUAAAUUAACAUUUUUUUUUCUUUUUGGUGUGUGGCUUCAACAUCUAAGGUCAUUAGCCUAGUGUUCUAUGUAGGUUAUGGAUUGUACUAGUAGUCUAAUACUCCAUAGUGCAGGAGUAUUAGUACUCUAAUACUCCACCCUUACAGACAGGCCUUGUUACUGUUUCCUCGCGCCACUUUAGGAACAGCACUGUUAAUUAGAACCCAACAGUGAAUGGUCGAGUGGGGAAUCCUACCAAAUAAAUUAACAAUUAAAAACAAACAAAUUGAACUUUAAAAAAACAUUACAUUUUAAAAGAUUGACAUACAAGAACCAAAAUAACAGCAAGAAUUUGAAUUUUAGAAGUUCUCUAUAUUGUACAAAAUUUUCACAGUCUGAUGCGUCCAGUUUAUAUCAUCAGGAUUUCACCAGCUGAUAGUUUAUUGAAAAAAAUAAACUACCAUCUAAUUACCUCUUCUUUUUGAUGUACAAGGUUCAGGUAUUCAGAUAUGUGCAAAAUAUUUAGUUUAAAUUGUUUCCUUGAAGAGGGUGGGGUGGCUCAGUGGUAGAGUCUCUGCCUGUGGAUCCAAGGGUCCCAGGUUCGAAUCCCACCGUUGGCAGGGAUUUUUUAAAUUUAAUUAUUUAAAAUUAAUUCUGAUGCCUUGGUAGGAUUCCCCACUCGACCAUUCACUGUUGGGUUCUAAUUAACAGUGCUGUUCCUAAAGUGGCGCAAGGAAACAGUAACAAGGCCUGUCUGUAGGGGUGUAGGAGUAUCUAGGCGAUAUUUUUUGUGCUGAAAACUAAUCGAAAUGCUCUGUGAGCAUUCCUCUGGAAUUACUAGAUCAAGUCUAAUAUGUCCGAAAGGCACCUCUUAAAGUUGUCAACAAACAGAAAUUUUCAUUAAAAACGUCAACAAACUAUUUUAAAAAAAACUUCAAUACCGUGUACAUCAAAAAAGAAACAGAAUUGGACCAUAUUUUAUAGGACAAAGUACCUUUAUUUUUUGAUAAACUGUCAGCUGGUAAAAUCCGGACGAUAUAAACUGGACCACCCUGUAUAAUAUAGUACCUUGAUAUUUAAUUUACGAUAGUUCACAAGUUGGGUAAGAAUAUCGCCGACGUAAAUACACUAAUUCACUUGUAACCCUGAUCUGUUUUAGCCAUGUUUUAUUUUUUUUUGGAAGUGUCAAAAAGGAAUAACUUGUCUUUCUUGAUUCAUAUUACUCGAAAAUUACUAAUUACCUUAUGAUAGUUUUAUCUCCUUUGCAGAUAGUAAUCAAACUAUCUUUAUCCGUUGAGUAAGCAUGUCUUUCCAUUUCCAGCAAGAAAGUAUGUUGCCUGGCGCAAAUUUCCCUGUUAACUGGUUUGACUUCAUUUGUAAUACAAUUUUUAAGGUCUAUCGAGUUGAUGGGAGCCUGAAAAUAAAAUGAUUUGAUUAGAUUAUUUUAACA
Psylliodes chrysocephalus is the source of this 4332-nucleotide messenger RNA. NCBI's taxonomy places the organism in Eukaryota, Metazoa, Arthropoda, Insecta, Coleoptera, Chrysomelidae. The record is from the annotation of a GenBank genome assembly.